AUGAAGACUCAGACGACACAGGCUGCCAAGGUUUUCACCUGGACCGGCACCGGUCCACUGGACCCGCUCACCCCCCCCACCACUGUCUCACGGGGGCUCCGGAUUUCUUCCCCCCACCUCUGCCUGUCCUCCAGGUUAAGGAACCAGCGGAAGGCAGUCGUCACCACGGUGGACAAGAAGAUCCCCAAUGGAAUCCUGGAAGAGCAAGACCCCAACAAAGCUCUCGGAGGGAGUACUGAAGCACCGAGUGCCCCCAUCACUCAAGGAGAAGGUACAGCCAAUCAGGAGGCCGGGACCUCUCUGUCUGCUAACGCUAAUGCGGCAUCGGAUGCUAAGCCCCGCCAGUGUGGGGCACUGCAGCUGCCGCUGCUUCUGCUGCUACGCCUAGAUAAGCUAAUGUCCGCUAGCUGGAAAAAGGAGAAAGGGUUUCUGGUUGGGGGGUAACCCUAACACUGCAGCCACUGUCAGGACAGAGGGUGUUCAGUUAGGGUUAGCCAUAGCACUGCAGCACACUGUCUGGACAGAGGGUGUUCAGUUAGGGUUAGCCAUAGCACUGCAGCCACUGUCAG
This is a messenger RNA of Paramormyrops kingsleyae, 569 nucleotides long. NCBI's taxonomy places the organism in Eukaryota, Metazoa, Chordata, Actinopteri, Osteoglossiformes, Mormyridae. The record is from RefSeq and is a predicted model, not a curated record.